This is a messenger RNA of Helicoverpa armigera (cotton bollworm), 6311 nucleotides long. Its product is annotated as citron rho-interacting kinase. The record is from RefSeq and is a predicted model, not a curated record. Gene Ontology annotation, cellular component: cytoplasm; cytoskeleton. Gene Ontology annotation, molecular function: ATP binding; protein serine/threonine kinase activity. The transcript is spliced from 31 exons. Bases 154 to 5745 code for a protein of 1863 amino acids. Gene Ontology annotation, biological process: peptidyl-threonine phosphorylation; actomyosin structure organization. Lineage: Eukaryota; Metazoa; Arthropoda; Insecta; Lepidoptera; Noctuidae.
UAUUGAAUGAAGGUCGGCAAAUUCAAUUUUCAAAUAUAACGACGGAAAUACCGGGCUCGAUGCAUUGCUGAUUUUGAUUCAUUGAAAAGUAAAUAAAUAAACGAAAUAUGCGUAUUCAUAAGUGAAACCUGGUUUGUGUUACACCAAUUUAAAAUGGAGCCAUCGAAGGAGGCAAUCGCUGUGCGUAUCACGCGGUUGAAUCGCCUAAUUUUGGGUAAAGUGACAGGUGGAACUACCAGGUUCAGCAGAAAGACAAUAGAUCGCGAAGCCCUACUGGAUGCUCUAACUGUUCUUUAUGAUGAGUGUAAUGAUGACCCCGUCAAGAAGAGCGAUGACUUGGUCAAAGCUUUUUUGGAUAAGUAUCGCAGCACAUUGGCAGAGCUGCGUAGGACUAGAGUGUGCAUCUCUGACUUUGAGAUGAUUCAAACUAUUGGCCGGGGACACUUUGGAGAAGUGCAUAUGGUGAGAGAGAAACAGACAUGUGAUGUGUAUGCCCUGAAGACGUUGCGCAAGGAGCAAGCUCGCAAGCGCGCCGACGACGAGCGCGACGUGCUCGCCGCUGCCACGGGACCAUGGAUACCCAAGCUGCAGUAUGCUUUCCAAGACAGCAGCAACCUGUACUUAGUGAUGGAGCUGUGCUGCGGCGGCGACCUGGCGGGGCUGCUGGCGCGGCGCUCGCAGCCGCUGUGCGAGCGCGACGCCGCCUUCUACGUCGCCGAGGUGGCGCACGCGCUCAAGGCGCUGCAUGCCAUGGGAUACGUGCACAGAGACGUUAAACCGCAUAAUAUAUUACUCGAUAGAUGCGGUCACGUGAAGCUGGGCGACUUCGGGUCCGCGGCGCGGCUGUCGGAGGGCGGCUGCGGCGGCGUGGCGCCCGCCACGGCCGACUACAUGGCGCCCGAGCUGCUGGCGGCCGCCGACUGCGCCGCGCACACUGUGUGUCAGCACUACUGCGCUCGGCUUGUUACCUCCGCCAUUUCAUCAUGUGACUACUGGUCGCUGGGCGUCAUCGCGUUCGAGCUGGUCACGCUCCGGAGACCAUUCUCUUCGGGAGAAGACGACUCCAUUGCUCAGAUACUUAGUAAUAUACAAAGCUACGAGCGGUCGUCGUCGCCGCAGCUGCCGUGGGACGAGCCGCCGGCGGCGCCGUCCCGCGAGUGGCGCAGCCUGACGGCGGGGCUGCUGCGCGUGGUGGCCGGCAAGCGCUACUCCUACCUCGACACGCUGCAGCACGCGGCCCUCGCGCAUCUGCCCGCGCAUAACAUACGCGACCAGGCGCCGCCGUGGGUGCCGCUGGUGCGCGGCGCGGAGGACGCGGCGCACUUCAGCGUGCCGGCGCGGGCGCCGCCGCCGCCCGACGCGCAGCCCUUCCGCACGCGCCCGCCCUUCGCCGGGCAGCUGCCCUUCGUCGGCUACUCGUACGUAUCGCAGGACGACAGCGAGGAACACAGCGUUGGGUUCAACGCCUCGCACGACUGCACAGCCAUUGACUUGGCAACUUUCAAGUCAGCAGAGAAGUUGGCCGCGAUGCGGAGUCGCGAGAUCACCUCGCUUCAGGCGAAGCUCGCGGAGGCGGAGUCGCAGGCCAGCGCCGGCAUCGACCGCGUGAGGAACGAGGCCGAGGCCGAGGCCGAGAGGCAGCGAGCGAGGCUGCAGGCCGAGAUCACGGCGCUUAGCUUGCAGAACAAACGUCUAGAGCGUCAAGUGGAGGUAGAGCGCGAGGAACGCAUGGCGCUGCAGCGCUCCAACCAGGAGCUGUCGUCCAGCAUCGCCGAGCGCAACAGUGCUGAGGUGCGCAGCGCCCGGGCAGCCGCUGCAGCGCUGCAGGUCGAACGCGAUACCCUCCGAGACGACUUACAGCGGCUGGAGGGACGUCUAGACAUGCUGGCCGCCGAGUGCAAGCGCGCCGAGGCCGACGCCGACGCCGCCAGGGCGCAGCAACAACACUAUAAGGAUAUAAUAGAGCGCGUGUACGAGCUGCGGCACCGCGCGAUCACGGAGCUCAACGUGCGGCCCAUCGACACGAUAGCGAAGGAGCGGGCAUUGCGACGACAGACGCUGAGCGGUGAUGCGGACAGCCGGUCAGCCGCGCGUGUAGCCGCCGCCGACGCCGCCGCAGCUAACGAGAUGCGAGCCCGACAAGCCACCGAGAAGAAGCUCGCCAUUCUCGACGACGAGAACAAACGCCUCACCGACGAGCUCGACGCUGCUGCCAAAACUCUGGCCUCCAUGCAGGAAAAGUUAAACGAGAAGCAGCGAGAAGCCACCACGGCUUCAGAACAGAUGAAGGAGUUACAGGUUCAACUGGCGCAGGAGCGUGUAAAAGCUUCCACGUUACUCGCGCAAGUACAGGAGUUGGAGCGCGGCGUGGAGGCGUCGGUGCGGCGCGAGUCUGCGCUGGAGGAGCAGUGCGCGCGCACCGAGGCGCGCCUCACCGAGCGACUGCGCGGCGCCGAGCAGCGCGCCGCCAAUGCGCUGCACGACGACGCCAGGCAUCGCGAGAAGGUGAACACACUAGAGCAACUAGUGCGACAGUUAGAGCGCGAAGUUAGCGCUUUGGAGAAGCGAUCCUGCGCCGCGUGUGCCGCCGCCGCGUCCACGUCCGCGCAGCCCGAGAGCGAGCGCGGCACUGACCUGCCCAGCGCUCGCACGCCGCACAGCGACACCGAGAGCGUCGCCGACGCGCAUGCGCACGCACACGUCUCGCUCCUCAAGGAACAGCUUGAACGGGCUGAGGCACAGUUGCAGGCUCGAGCUGAAGAAAUUGCAAGUCUGCGACAAGAGGCUAGAGCCGCCAAUCUAGCGAGAUGGCGGAAGGAACGCGAAUUCAACGAGCUCUCAGUGGAAACGAAAUCCUCUAUGCGCGACUUCAAACGCUUGGAGGAACGUCUGAACCUCGCGGUGGAGGCGCGCAGGACUGCCGAGCAGAAGGCCAUCGAGGCCAACGCUGAACUGGCCAAGCUGAGGCCCGAACACGAACACGCUACCAAGGAGGUAGAGCGAAUGAGAUCUCAGCUGGAUAAGCUUACGAAGGCCCAUGAAGUCGUGCAGGCUGAAGUCGAGAGGUCACGUAACGACAUCCGCAAGUUGAAGAGUGAGCUGCAGUACAGUGAGAAGAGGCGCCUUCACGCGGAGGAGCAAGAGGAGCUCUCCUCCCGCGAGAGGUCCCAGCUGAGGGAUGAGCUACAGGAAGUCAGGAGACACAACAACGAACUUGUACAGAACAACAAAGCGCUGCAAGACGCGUGUGGUAUGCUAGAAGAACAACUGACAGAUCUCGAGAAGAUUGCUGACAUUCACGAGCUCAAGAAUAAGGAUCUCGAGGGUCAGCUGGCAGGCGUCCGCACGGAGCUGGAGUCGUGCCGCUCGCGGCUGGGCGAGGCGGAGGCGGCGGCGUGCGAGCGCGGCGCGGCGGCCUCGCGCGCGGCGCUGCAGCACACCGAGGCACGCGACCAGGCGAGGCAUGCGCACCACGAGCUGCAGCUGCUUAGGGAGCGUCUGGAGGCGCGCGAGACGCGCGUGGCGGAGCUGGAGGCGCGCGCGGCGUCGCUGGAGAGCACGCGCGCGGCGGGCGAGGCGGCGCUGGGCGCGGCGGCGCGGCGCGUGCGCGAGCUGCAGGAGGAGUGCGCGGCGCUGCGCACGCGCGCGCACCACCACCACGCGCACGCGCUGCAGCUGCAGGCCACGCUGCACGACCUGCAGGAGGAGUUGGCGGCGGCGCGGGAGGCGGCGGAGGCGGCGUCGGCGUGGUGGCGCACGCGCGAGACCAAGGCCGACGCCACGCUGCGCCAGCAGGCCAAGCUCAUCGACUUCCUGCAGGCUAAAGUAGAAGAGGCUGGUCGCAAGAAAUGCUCACUAAGCAACAAGUUGUUCGGUCGCUCCGGGCGCAGGACUGCCGCCUCGCCACCUCUUAGGAGAGCCAACAGGGAGUUACGUGAGGAGGUAGAGAGACUACGCGCCAAGCUCGCGGCCUGCAAUGCAGCAGCUGACCAGAGCUAUCCAUCUACACCUAAGCGUGAGAAAGCGAAGCCGAUCGUGAAUGGGUCAAACAAAUCUAUCGACUCUCCAGACGGAGCUCAAGACAAAGGCCUGCUAAUAGUCUGGUCUGACGGCAGCCGCGAGCGCAUGCGCGCACGCUGCGUAGACGAGUGCCUGCUGCUCUCCAGCGGUAGUCGCGAGCUGCGCGGGCAACUGCUCGCCGCCGACGCCAAGAACCUGCCGCACAACGAGGCCAACAGGGCUUUCAUGGUAAAGCUGGAGAACUGCGACCGCGGUCAGUCGGCGGCGGUGGUGUGCGGUAACAUCGCGGAGCGGUCCGCGUGGAUGUCGCGCCUCCGCGCCGCCGCGCCCGCGCCGCCCGGCUACGUGCCCGCGCUUCUGGCGCCGCUCGCCUCCGAGCCGACUGCCGCGCUAUAUGUAGCACCUAACGCCACUGCCAUCGGUUGCGCGGACGGUCUGCACUCGCUGCGCGGCGCAGUGCGCGUGGAGGGAGCGGGUGGCGGGGCGGUGUCGGGCGCGCUGGCGGCGGGCGGGCGCGCGCUGCUGGUGGUGGGCGGCGCGCUGGUGCAGGCGGGGCUGCUGGCGCUGGGCUCCGCGCUGCGCCGCGCCGCCUCGCUGCGGCCCGCCCUGCCCGUCUCGCCCGUGCCGCUGCCCGACAACACGCCGCCGCAUGUCAUGAAGGCUAUCGCAGGCGACGCGGUGGACGGCCCGUGCGCGGCGGUGGCGUGCGGGCGGCGCGUGUUCCUGCUGCGCUACGACGCCUCCACCACGGAGUUCAAGAUCGCGCGCUCGCUGACGGUGGACCGCCCCGCCAACUCGCUGCUGCUCACCACCAGGACGCUGUACAUCGCCGGCGAGAAGCCGCUCAAAGUCAACCUGCCCUCCGGAGCGCUCGAGUCCUUCGGCAUGGACGAGCCCACUGUGGCCGCCGCCGCUAAGAAACACUCCCCACCCAAAGCUUUCUUACUCAUAAAAGAUAAACCCACCGAGAUACUCCUCUGUUACGCGGAGUGCGGCAUCUUCGUCGACGAGAACGGAAAGCGAACGCGCAACGAGGACCCGAAGUGGAGCACAGCCGUGUACAGCUGGGAGUUCGUCAACCCAUUCCUGUAUGUGAUAGGAGAUGACAAAGUGACCAUAGUGUACUUGAACGACGACGCGUACCGCACUCCGCCCUGCACGUGCGACACCACGUCCGUGGCCUCCACCGCAUCCGACUGCUACUUGCCAGAAAUAUUCACGUUGAAGAUGAAGGAACCCGUGCUGCUGGGAGCCGCACCCAACGGAAUAAUAAUACGCUCUAAAAGCGAAAAUGGUUUUAACGUGUCUCUGAUAGAGGGAAUGGCAGCCUUCAGAAGUGUCGGCGCAUCUGUAGAGUCUUUAGCCACAAUCUCAGACACGAAGGGAUCGACAACAGACCUGGCGCAGUCGACAGACGGGAUACCGCAGGAUGUGUCUCAAGAGAGUGUGGAAGUGACCACGGGCUUCCUCGCAGACAUCAGGAAACGAGCGCGACAGCUGCGUAACAAACACCGCAAGGAGCAGACGCCCGAUGACGUCAUAAAAGAAAUAUUGACAACGGAAGUCGACUUAAAACGUACGACCAACGGCAGGAAGUCUCCCGCGACUAUAUCAGAGUUCGACUCGGACACAGACUCGGACCACAGUGUCACGAAGACAGAGUCGCCGAAGGUCACGGCGGACAUAUGUGCGGAAAUGUUCACGAGACAAGUGCGCUUCCAGUGAUAUUCAUAUUGCCAGUCAAACUCCAGAGAGUAGCGAGUCUGAUUAUACAUUGUAUAUCGAAUAUAUAAAGCACGUGCGAUACAGGAACACAUGUCAUGUACCUGAGAGAUAGGAUGUGUGAAUGCAGAUGUGAAGGCAACAGAUUAGAUUUAAAGUUUGUAUUUUAAUAGUAUUUCUUAAUUGUAGGCGUUAAUAAGUUUUAUAGGUAAUAUUAUUUAUACCAUGCCUUAGCAGCCUAAUUUUACUUUUGAACCACACCGUCUUAGCACAUAACUUACUAAUAGUAUGUACAUUUUAUUUAUUGAAUAAUUUAACUUGAUUGUCUAUGUUACGAUGUACACAUUUUGUGGAUUUUAAAAGUCAAUAAUUAAUUAGAUAAUGAAUAUGUUUUGUAUGAUUUUUGAAACGCGUAAGCACACCUUUUAUACGAUAAUUAAUACUGCAUUGUCUAGUUAUUUUUACUGUGAUUUUAUAACUGACUUGAUUUCUGUUUAGAUUAGUUUUAAAUGUAAGUGAUCUUUGUUUACGUUCUUUGACUCGUUAAAUAUAUAUUUUUGUAAAGCCGC